AUGGAUAGAUUCGAGCACCUUGGUCUUCUUAUUCAAUAUGGUGAUAAAGGCUCUGAAGGAAAUUCUUUGAGUCAGUCUUCUCCAUUUUUUGCAAACUCGGAUCCUGACAUGCCUGCCGUUCCCGUACCCGCUUUUCAAGUUCAUGAUUGGCUUCUGGAGAACAUAGCUUCUGCUUUGGAGUAUAUUGCUGAACGGACAUCUUCCAAAGAAAAUGGCCCAGUUAGCGCCUCUGAUCAGGAUGUUGCUAUGACUGAUGCAUCCACUGUCUCAGUUAAGGUCUCAACAAGUGCUAGGGGUGCAAGUUUCAUUGAAGGGAUUUCUAAAUCAUCAUACGGCCGAGAAUUCAAAUCCCACCACGUAGUUGUUUAGUCUUUCAAUUCUUUUAAUUUGAGCAGAAUUCAAUUGUUUGUGAGGUUGAGUGGAGUCGAAUUUAAACUAUUUUUUUUUUUUUUUUUUUUUUUAUAAUAAAGUCGAGACAAUUCUUCUAACUUUAUUUUUCUCAAUUUUCAUUUAAACCCUAAAUCAGUUCUUUCUUUUUGGUCCCAAAAUUAUUCAUUUUUAACUCAAAUUCAUACUGUUCAAUUUCAAUCUUACCACAUUUUAAUAUUGUAGUUUCUGGGUUGUUUCUCUUUUCCAUCAAAACCCUAUUUUUCAUUUAAAAAUUCAAUCUUUUCAACAUUACCAAUGGGUGGUGAUGAUGAUGCGCCAUUUUUGAAGAACCCCAUAUCAGAAGAAACCCUCAAAUUACUCUUUGAUGUUUCCACUUGGUUUUUUAUCUCUUGCAAAACUUGGAACAAAAGAGGUUUCUGAUGGAAAUAAGGAAAAGUUUUACGAUCGUUUGUGCUAAGUUCCUUUGACAAUAAGAAUUUAUGAAUUUAGGAGAAUUUUCAAAAGUUUAUAAUCCAAUAAUGAAAAGCAAAAUUGAGGUAUAAAUUACUUAGGCUUAUUGUAAAAUAAGGAUAGACAAAGUAUUUUCAUACAAAGAAACAAAAUAUAGAAAAAGAACAAUAUGCUUCUGGUUAGUUUGUAGUUUAUUACCCGAGUUUGAACUUUGAUUGGAACAAUCCUUGGCCAUAUUUUAGUUUUGCCUACCUCUUGGUGAAAAUAUAGAUUUUAGUGCACCCUUUCCCCCGAGAACUACUAUUGGUUAAGUAAAAAAAAAAAGGUCCUAUUUGAAAAUUUACAUUUUGCAAAACACAACGGCAUUAUGUCAUUCUUGUAGUAGACACACCUCAUGGGAUAAUUCUUCUUGUUGCUGCUGCUUCUAUAUUUUGCUAUGCUGUCAUGAAUUAUUAGUUCCCGUGUAAUUUGCUGUGCUGCCAUGUUUCGUGACCUGAGUGUCAUAUUGGUUUCUUAUGUUUUUUAAGUUGUGACACUGACUUCUUCUUCAACUGAAACCAGCUAGUUUUGGCGAGAAUUGGAUAAAGUUGCUUCUUUCAAGAAUUUGCCUUGAAGAGUCUCAAUUGCCUGUAUUGUUUUCUAAGUUACAGUUUAAGGAUAUUCUUGACUGUGAAGAUACCAAGUCUAGAGAUGACCAGUUUUCAUCUGAACAAGUGUUUCUUCUGCAAAUACUAUCGGAAAUUUUGAAUGAGCGAAUCGGAGAUGUUACUAUUUCAAAGGAUGUUGCAUUGUUUGUUUAUGGAAUAUUCAAGAAAUCUAUCGGGGUUCUUGAGCAAGAAGUUAGAGGCAAGUCUGGUCUUCCCAGUGGCAUUACUGCAGUCGAUGUUCUUGGCUACUCUCUUACUAUGUUGAGGGACAUCUGUGCUCAUGACAGUAUCCGAGGUGACGAAGAUGAUGCAAACAAUGUUGUCGAUGUGUUAUUGUCAUAUAGCCUCGUCGAGUUGCUUUUGAUUCUGCUUGGGGACCUUGAACCUCCGGCAAUAAUCAGGAAAGGAAUCAAACAAUCUGAUAAUCAAGACGGUGCUAAUUGUUCCUCGAAACCAUGCCCUUACAAGGGCUUUAGGAGAGACAUAGUUGCACUUGUUGGCAAUUGUGUGUAUAGAAGAAAUCAUGUACAAGAUGAAAUCAGGAGUAGGAAUGGAAUUCUACUGCUAUUGCAGCAGUGUGUUACCGAUGAAGACAAUCCUUACCUGAGAGAAUGGGGCUUAUGGUGUGUUAGGAAUAUAUUGGAGGGCAAUGAGGAAAAUCAAAAGGUAGUUGCUGAGUUGCAGCUGCAGGGAUCUGCUGAUGUGCCUGAAAUUUCUGCACUUGGUCUUCGAGUCGACAUUGAUCCAAAAACUAGGCGUGCAAAGCUUGUAAAUGUCCCAUGAAAUAACUAGGUUGUAUAAGCAUGUUAUUGUUAAGGUUUUUACCUGGUCUUUAUUUACUCGUACAAUGUCUUUAGUCUUUAUUUGGUUGGAUUUCAGUUUAGG
Molecule: messenger RNA, 2372 nt
Organism: Trifolium pratense (red clover)
Lineage: Eukaryota; Viridiplantae; Streptophyta; Magnoliopsida; Fabales; Fabaceae
Exons: 1
Coding region: 1-369 (122 amino acids)
Source: RefSeq, a predicted model, not a curated record